UUGAUAUGUUUGAUUUGGUGUGAAUGCAUAACGAUUGAUCUACGUCAAAGUGUGGGCUACUAUAACGAAGACAGAUAGAGAUUUUGUUGAGAUAAGAUAGGGAUGAAAUGGGAGUAUUAUAAUAUGGUAUAUAAGGAAAGUCGUGUUGAAGAUUGUAUAAUGACACUACAAGUAUGGUGAGGUGGUUGUAAUUUAUGAGAACAUCUUUAAGUGUCGUCUGAUUGUAUUAUGUGUAACAGCUUAGCUUCUUAUGACCCGGAGGAGCCGACACUUGAAAACAACAAGUUGCUGCUGUAAUCUUUGACACAAAAAACUGAAACUGCACACCCCACGGUCAGCUGAAUUAUGGAAGUUAUGAACCAAGGGAAGCAAGAGCCAAGCUUAGAACCGGUGCCGGUUCUUCCAAGACUCAAUCGCCUUGAUCGCCUGCUACAACUUCUGGAAGAGAAGCACGGCCUGUCAGGAACACAUGUCACUGGUUCUGUUAUCAGCGAAACAGAAAAAUUAGAAGAAGAUAGCCACAGAAAACCUCUAUCCUCUGCUCUUGAGGAAGUUCGUCAAAAAGGCACGCUUAUGGAUCGUCUUGCGAUACUCGAAAAUCGAGUUUUACAGCUGAGCUUAGCUAUGGAUGAGAGGAACUCGUCAAGAUCAAGCUCAUCAACCACGGCUCAAAUUGUUUCCGAGAUUUCAGAUGCACAAAUUGUUGCAGAUCAGGAAAAAGGUGAAGCUGUAACUUGUCUUGAACAACAAGACUCUCUUCAAACUAAGCAGCGAACAGGCGGAGGGGCAAGGAAAAAGAUGCGAUCAACAAGUAGGAAAAUCAGAGGGUUGUUUAGUAUGGGUUGUUCCUCCUAAUAUAUACUCUAUGCAUCAUUGCAUUCUCUCUGUAUAUCAUCAGUGUGUUAUGAUAUUUCCUUUCGAUA
Messenger RNA from Daucus carota subsp. sativus, 923 nucleotides. RefSeq lists its product as uncharacterized. The coding region runs from base 346 to 855 and encodes 169 amino acids. The transcript is spliced from 4 exons. Lineage: Eukaryota; Viridiplantae; Streptophyta; Magnoliopsida; Apiales; Apiaceae. The record is from RefSeq and is a predicted model, not a curated record.